Pipistrellus kuhlii (Kuhl's pipistrelle) is the source of this 889-nucleotide messenger RNA. RefSeq names its product anti-silencing function 1A histone chaperone (gene ASF1A). The record is from RefSeq and is a predicted model, not a curated record. Gene Ontology annotation, molecular function: histone binding. Gene Ontology annotation, biological process: DNA replication-dependent chromatin assembly. Bases 28 to 642 code for a protein of 204 amino acids. Gene Ontology annotation, cellular component: nucleus. NCBI's taxonomy places the organism in Eukaryota, Metazoa, Chordata, Mammalia, Chiroptera, Vespertilionidae. The transcript has 4 exons.
CCCCAUUGUUUGUGCCGCUUCCGAAAUAUGGCAAAGGUUCAGGUGAACAAUGUAGUGGUGCUGGACAACCCGUCGCCCUUCUACAACCCCUUCCAGUUCGAGAUCACCUUCGAGUGCAUCGAGGACCUGUCGGAGGACCUGGAAUGGAAAAUUAUCUAUGUGGGCUCUGCAGAAAGUGAAGAAUACGAUCAAGUUUUAGACUCUGUUUUAGUGGGCCCUGUUCCUGCGGGAAGGCAUAUGUUUGUAUUCCAGGCUGAUGCACCUAAUCCAGGACUCAUUCCAGAUGCAGAUGCCGUAGGUGUAACAGUUGUGCUAAUCACAUGCACCUAUCGAGGUCAAGAAUUUAUUAGAGUUGGCUAUUAUGUAAAUAAUGAAUAUACUGAGACAGAAUUAAGGGAAAAUCCGCCAGUAAAACCAGACUUCUCUAAGCUUCAAAGGAACAUUUUGGCAUCUAAUCCCAGAGUCACAAGAUUCCACAUUAACUGGGAAGAUAACACAGAAAAACUGGAAGAUGCAGAGAGCAGUAAUCCAAAUCUACAGUCACUUCUUUCGACAGAUGCAUUACCUUCAGCAUCAAAGGGAUGGUCCACGUCAGAAAACUCACUAAAUGUUAUGUUAGAAUCCCACAUGGACUGCAUGUGACCACCUCCCAUCUCUUUAGUACAAAUUAAGCUAUUAAAACACAGAACUAUUUCCCUGAAAUUCUGUAAGUCAUACCCACUAAGACACAAUGUGAAGAAUUUGUUUAAAAACCAUCCUGUAGAAAGUUUAUAAGAAAACCAGUAUUUGAGCAAAUUGUGGAAUAUAAAUACAACUAUUUUUAAGUAAUUUUUUCUCUAAUGUGUUAUUUUAUUUGUUCUGAAACUAAUCUGAUUAAAUCAUAUAUUUU